UAGAGUCCUGGAGACCUAAUGAAAGUAGCUGCUUGAAUUGUUUUGCAGCGUCCACUGAAGCUCAGUUGAGCCCGGCGUGCGUGCAGCGCAUCCCCGCGCACCUGGGGAGCAAGGAGGCGAGAGAGCUGCAGCAGACUUAGAGAAAGAAAGAAAGAAAGAAGAGGAGGACUUCUAUUUCAUUUUUUUUUGCAGCUGAUAUCUUCAAAUUUCAUCUUCACGUAAGCAACUCUUUUCCCAGAGGGAGCCGGACGGGAUCCGUUUCAUGCCCGGGGGAAGCCAGCGCGACCUCCCGCUCGGAUCCAGCGCACCGGCCUCCCACGCUCCUCUGGCGGGCUCAGAAGCUGCAGAUCCCGGCAUUUGCUGGGAUGUUUGAGUGGCGUGGUUUGGUGGGGUGAAGGGACCGAGAGAGUGGCCGGAGGGAGACCGAGGAAGGAGGAGGGGGACGGAGGCCGCGAGAGGAGACGGGGAGCAUGGCUGUGGCGGCGCUGCCUCUCUGGGUGCUAACAAGUCUCACCUGGGCGAGCGUGCUCCAGGUGUCCGCCAACAGACACUCGGUUUACUGGAACAGCUCCAACAUACAUUUGCGCAGGGAGGGCCACACAAUGCAGGUGAACGUCAACGACUACCUGGACAUCUACUGCCCUCAUUACAACGACAGCCAGCGCAUGGUCGGCACCGGGGAGCAGUACGUCCUCUACAUGGUCAGCUACCGUGGCUACAGGAACUGCGACCCCCAGCUGGGCUUCAAGAGGUGGGAGUGUAACCGGCCUCACGCCCCCCACGCCCCCAUCAAGUUCUCUGAGAAGUUCCAGCGCUACAGCGCCUUCUCGCUGGGCUACGAGUUCAACGUGGGACAGGAGUACUAUUACAUCUCCACGCCCACUCAUCACCACGGCCGCAGCUGCCUGAGACUACGAGUGUACGUCUGCUGCUCCACGGCCUCUGACGUGGACAAUGAGCCAGAGCCCACAGAACCAGACUACACACUCAGACCAGGCCUAAAAAUUGAUGAUAUUGAUGAAUUUAACCCUUUCGUUCCCAAGCUGGAGAAGAGCGUCAGUGGAAGCAGUCCGUCCAGGGAUCGCCUUCUCCUCACCGUGACGACGCUCCUCCUGGCCGUCCUCUUCAUCUCCUAGCAACGGCCAUCCCAUCAGCGUCACCAUGCCAACUAGCCUUGGGAGGCUGUACAG
Platichthys flesus (European flounder) is the source of this 1190-nucleotide messenger RNA. It is a transcript of the gene efna3b, whose product is annotated as ephrin-A3b. NCBI's taxonomy places the organism in Eukaryota, Metazoa, Chordata, Actinopteri, Pleuronectiformes, Pleuronectidae. Gene Ontology annotation, biological process: axon guidance; ephrin receptor signaling pathway. The record is from RefSeq and is a predicted model, not a curated record. Gene Ontology annotation, cellular component: plasma membrane. The transcript has 6 exons. Gene Ontology annotation, molecular function: ephrin receptor binding. Bases 471 to 1136 code for a protein of 221 amino acids.